AUUUCUCCUUUCCAAGUUCCUUCUCACCCUCGAUUCCCCAGACCUUUUUCGAAAUCCACGUUCUCCCUUGGCUCAUUCUCGUCCCGCCACCAGAAUACACAGCAUUCAUCUCAACAAUGGGCUCUCUUGCUCCACCCAGCCGACCCCCAAGCGCGGUCUCGGUAUCUCUCCAAGAACUCCAGAAUGGCACCGUCUCGCUCGAUACUCUCGAGCAAGCGUUUGGGGCAGACAGUUUGGGCAUCAUCCUCGUGCGAGAUUUACCCGAGGAGUUUGUGGGUUUGAGAAGGUCGUUGUUGAGUUAUGCUAGUUACUUGGCGAACUUGCCGAGGGAGGAAUUAGAAAAGGUCGAAAUCCCUGCAGCACGCUACAACGUCGGCUGGUCUUGCGGUAAAGAAAAGCUCGACAAUGGCCAAUUCGAUACCUUUAAAGGUUCCUACUACGUUCAACCCAUCCACUCAGCAGACGGAAAGCCAGAAGCCAAGGCACGAGAACUGUUUCCGCACAUUCCAGACAUGACGAGCCCCAACGUAUGGCCAAGCGAGGAUGUGUUGCCUGGAUUCGAAGCACUCUUCGAAAAGCUCUGUCGCUUGAUCGUCGAUGUAGCUGGCUUAGUAGCUAGAAGCUGUGACCGAUAUGGCGUAGCAAAGCUCGAGGACUACCGAGAUGGUACGCUCGAGAACAUUGUCAGAGGGAGUGUGAGCACCAAAGCAAGACUCUUGCACUACUUUCCUCCUCCACCAAAAGCACCAGGUUCCGCAGAAAAGGGCGAUGAUGAUUGGUGUGGCACACAUUCAGAUCUGGGAGCUUUGACCGGUCUGACCAGUAAUAUGUUUAUCGACGAAUCCAUGUCCUCGCCUACAGCACCAGACGCCGCGCGAGCGCCAGAUGGACGACUGGCAAAUCUUCCCGAACUGGACCACCAUCCGGAUCCCAAAGCCGGACUCUGGAUCAAAGACCGAGCUGGUCGAACCACUCAAGUCCACAUUCCACGAGAUUGUCUCGCGUUCCAAACCGGCGAGGCCUUGCAGCUAAUUACCAGAGGCAAAUUCCGAGCUGUACCGCAUUUUGUCCGCGGACCCGCUGGUGUCGUGGGAGACGAUGGCCAGGAGAGGAAGAUUGCGCGAAACACGCUUGCUGUGUUUACGCAGCCCAACUUGUGGGAGAUUGUGGACGAAAAAGAAAACUUGGACUUUGCGGGUUUGGCAAAAAGAGUCUUUGAGAAGACGUAUUGAGAUGUUGAUAGGUAGUAUUACCUUACCGUACCUUUACCUUAC
This is a messenger RNA of Sphaerulina musiva SO2202, 1274 nucleotides long. Its product is annotated as Clavaminate synthase-like protein. The transcript has 2 exons. The record is from RefSeq and is a predicted model, not a curated record. The coding region runs from base 117 to 1232 and encodes 371 amino acids. Lineage: Eukaryota; Fungi; Ascomycota; Dothideomycetes; Mycosphaerellales; Mycosphaerellaceae.